ACUGUUGUACACAGAGCCGGGCUUGGUGGCGUCAAUGGGAAGCGUGCGAGACAGUGGCAAAGCGAGUUACGGUCUAGAGUGAAAUCCGCAGGCUGCACCAUGCUCUCCAGGUCCAUCCCGUGCGUGUGGAUUACAUUUUGCCUUCAUCUCUGCUGCUACGUGGACAGCGGGGACGCACAAAACGCGAAAGAAGUGAUUCUGCUGGACUCCAAGGCACAGCAGACAGAACUGGAGUGGAUCUCCUAUCCUCCCAACGGGUGGGAAGAAAUCAGCGGCUUGGAUGAGAACUACACACCUAUCCGCACGUACCAGGUUUGCCAAGUCAUGGAGCCCAAUCAGAAUAACUGGCUUCGGACUAACUGGGUAGAGAAGGGCGAUGCUCAGAGAAUUUUUGUGGAACUGAAGUUCACCCUGAGGGAUUGUAACAGUUUGCCUGGUGUGGUCGGCACGUGCAAGGAGACGUUCAACUUGUAUUACCAGGAAACGGAUUCAGAGGUGGGCAGGAACUUACGGGAGAACCAGUACGUGAAAAUCGAUACGAUCGCUGCAGACGAAAGCUUCACUCAGGGUGACCUGGGCGAGAGGAAGAUGAAGCUGAACACAGAAGUGCGCAUAAUUGGCCCCCUGUCCAGGCGGGGCUUCUACCUGGCCUUCCAGGAUGUAGGGGCGUGCAUCGCCCUGGUCUCUGUCAAAGUUUACUACAAGAAGUGUUGGUCUAUCAUCGAGAACCUGGCCACAUUCCCCGACACCGUGACGGGAUCAGAGUUCUCCUCACUGGUGGAGGUCCAGGGCAUGUGCGUGAGCGACGCAGAGGAGGAGGCCGACAACUCUCCCAAGAUGCACUGCAGCGCCGAAGGGGAAUGGCUGGUGCCCAUUGGGAAAUGUAUAUGCAAGGCUGGAUUUCAUCAGAAGGGAGAUGCGUGUGAACCAUGCGGUCGUGGUUUCUACAAGUCUUCCUCCCAGGACCUUCAGUGCUCUCGCUGUCCAGCGCACAGCUUCAACGACCGCGAGGGCUCCUGGCGCUGCGACUGCGAGGACGGUUACUACCGAGCACUCUCUGACCCUCCGUCUGUGGCCUGCACAAGACCUCCCUCGGCGCCACAGAACCUGGUCUACAACAUCAACCAGACCACUGUUAGCCUGGAGUGGAGCCCGCCGGCCGACACAGGCGGCCGCAAUGAUGUCACCUACAGGGUAAUAUGCCGGCGCUGCAGCUGGGAACCUGAGGAGUGUGUUCCGUGUGGGCAGAAUGUGGGAUAUUCUCCUGCACAGUCAGGAUUAGUGGACACCUACGUGACCAUCAUGGACCUGCUUGCCCACGCCAACUACACGUUUGAGGUGGAGGCUGUCAAUGGGGUCUCGGACUUGAGCCGCACACAGAGGCUGUUUGCAGCGGUGAGCAUCGCCACUGGUCAAGCAGCUCCAUCCCAGGUCAGCGAGGUCAUCAAGGAGAAGGUGCAACAGCGCAGCAUCCAGCUCUCCUGGCAGGAGCCGCAGCAGCCCAACGGCGUCAUCACGGAAUAUGAAAUCAAAUACUAUGAAAAAGAUCAGAAGGAUAAGAUUUACUCCACGGUGAGGUCCAAGUCCACAUCGGCCACAGUGAACAACCUGAAGCCCAGCACGGCCUAUGUGUUCCAGAUCCGGGCCUUCACUCAUGCGGGCUAUGGGACCUUCGGCCCCAGACUGGAGAUAACCACCAAGGAGGAGGCCACAGCUGCGAUUGUCUCCAGCGAGCAGAACCCCGUCAUCAUCAUAGCAGUGGUCGCCGUGGCGGGAACCAUCAUCCUGGUGUUCAUGGUGUUCGGCUUCAUCAUCGGGAGAAGGCACUGCGGGUACAGCAAAGCGGAUCAGGAGGGAGAUGAGGAGCUCUACUUCCAGUUCAAAUUUCCAGGCACCAAAACCUACAUCGACCCUGAGACGUACGAGGACCCAACCAGGGCUGUCCAUCAAUUUGCCAAGGAGCUGGACGCCUCCUGCAUUAAAAUCGAGCGGGUUAUUGGAGCAGGAGAGUUUGGGGAGGUGUGCAGCGGCCGGCUCAAGCUGCCGGGAAAGCGGGACAUGUCGGUGGCGAUCAAGACGUUGAAGGUGGGCUACACGGAGAAGCAGAGGCGGGAGUUCCUUUGCGAGGCCAGCAUCAUGGGACAGUUUGACCAUCCCAAUGUUGUUCAUUUGGAAGGUGUGGUGACAAGAGGAAAACCAGUCAUGAUUGUCAUCGAGUACAUGGAGAACGGCUCAUUAGAUGCUUUCCUCAGGAAACACGAUGGUCAGUUCACAGUCAUCCAGUUGGUGGGGAUGCUGCGGGGCAUUGCGGCGGGAAUGAGAUAUCUUGCCGAUAUGGGAUACGUCCAUCGAGACCUGGCUGCGCGAAACAUCCUCGUCAACAGCAAUCUCGUGUGUAAAGUGUCGGACUUCGGCCUGUCCAGGGUGAUCGACGAUGAUCCGGAGGCUGUCUAUACAACAUCUGGGAAGAUGCAGGAUGUUAUGAAUUUGAUCUUUGCUCCAGCCACUGACCUGCGUUUUUAUGGACAGGGCGGCAAAAUACCUGUGAGGUGGACCGCCCCCGAAGCCAUCCAGUAUCGCAAAUUCACCUCCGCAAGUGAUGUGUGGAGUUAUGGUAUAGUCAUGUGGGAGGUGAUGUCCUAUGGGGAACGGCCUUACUGGGACAUGUCCAAUCAAGAUGUCAUUAAAGCGAUAGAGGAGGGCUACCGUCUUCCAGCCCCAAUGGACUGUCCGGCAGGGCUGCAUCAGCUAAUGCUGGACUGCUGGCAGAAAGACAGAGCCGAGCGGCCCAAAUUUGAUCAGAUAGUUGGCAUCCUCGAUAAGAUGAUCCGCAACCCCAACACCUUGAAAACCCCAGUGGGAACGUGUACAAGACCAAUUAGUCCACUGUUAGAUCAGAGCACACCAGACUUCACCGCUUUCCGCUCCGUGGGAGAGUGGCUGGAAGCCAUCAAGAUGGAACGAUACCGAGACAACUUCACAGCGGCUGGCUACAGUUCCCUGGAAUCUGUGGCCAGGAUGUCAAUCGAGGACGUGAUGAGCUUGGGGAUCACGCUGGUGGGCCAUCAGAAAAAGAUCAUGAGCAGCAUACAGACAAUGAGGGCCCAGAUGCUCCAUCUCCACGGCACCGGUGUCCAGGUGUGACUGGGACCGGGCCACCUCGGGCAGGGGCGAUCACGGCAAACAGAGCGUACCUGGAGCAGCGCCUGGGACGUUUUACCAGGAUCUUCAAAGUAAACAGACAUCUGUUAUGUCUGACUCUUCCGGCUGUGUCCGGAGUGAAAUCAUUCCUUUGUUCCUCAGUGAAGGAUUGUGGUCCGCAUCUUCAGAGGGCACUAAAGAGAGGAAAAGGGCAACAAAAAACAAAACAGUAACAAAAAAAGAAACUACCUGGACUUCUUUGUUCUUUUCUUGUUUGUUUUUGAGGCGCUUACAGACUCAACCACAUAUCAAAUGGCACAUCGGAAAGGAGUUUGACGCAGAUGUUCCUUGAACUUAAUGAGUGAUUUGAGUGCACACAGCGGCCAUGGAUUUCCUUUCACGAGAACAAAAACAUCUUGCAAUGGUUUCACUUUCUUUGUUUUUCUAUCUGUUCAUUUUCUUUGUAUCUGCCACAGUGACAUGUUGUGGCGCAUGCAGCAAUGCUUUUUGCUCUUCUAUCUAGACUUGACAACAGGGUAAACUCCUCUUUUAUCCAAAACGGAGGGAAAUCUCUCGGCACAGAUCCCAACGUCCCCGUCUGUGCUGAGACACGCCGGGCUGUUUGAACUAUUUGCAGUGGUUGGUGUUUUCAUGCUAUCCUCACGUGCUUGUGUGCGGCCGACUGGAGUUUUUGACGUGGUGUCAACCUUUCACAUUUUUGUAUUUAGUAAUUUUCCCAAGAGUGCAACACUCGAGGAGACGGAAGAUGUGAACUCUUCUUUGAAUCACAAGACUCUUUUUCUUUAUCCGAGUAGCAAUAUCCUUUGUCUUAGUGUUCACUACAGGAAACACACAAACCAUUACUUGGUUGUUGAGUAGAAUGUUUUAGCACUGUUGAAAGAUUGUAUUGAAAUUGAAGCCAACGCAUAUUGUUUUGCCAUGAUUUUGCCUAAAAUGUUGCACACAGGAAUUUGUAAGGGUGGAUCCAAGAAAAGUGUAGACGUAAUACUGCCUUAAAAUACGUUACAUUCAUUUUGCCACUAUUUUAGGCACUUCAAUGGCAACGCUUUUUGCGAUUCAUUAUUAUUUUAAUUUUUUUUUCUUUCUAUCUUGAACUUGAACAGACAUGGUUUAACGCCACAAGCGGCACAGUCAGCGAAGAAGAGAUGAAUUUAACAGAGCAAUAAUUACCAGGUAGAAAUGGUCCUCACCUGAAAUUCUGAUUUUUUUUUAAGGUGCUAGGUAUAAACACAUGCGAGUGCUGUGCUGAGACAAACCCUUUGGAAAGAUUCAGUCACCGCUGGAAAGGAAAGGGAUGUACCUCUUUAACCUAAGAACGGUUUUGGAACGUGGUCAGACACAUACAAAAAAAAGAAAGAAACUGCUGUGCCAAGUCAUCAAAUGAAAUAAUCAUGUCGUACUUUGCCACUAUGAUAAGCUGGAGGUUUGAUGAGAACCGAACAUGGCAGGGAAAUGUUUAACUGAGUGGCUGCAGAGAUGAAAGAGGCAACUUUCGAAACACAAGAAAGGUGCCAAUUAGCCUUGCUGAUAUUAUCUUACACCAACGCACUGCCCAGAUAUCAAAGCGCCCCUUCAGGGUUUGGGUGUUAAAGUGCGGGAGCGUGUGUCAAGCACUGAUCAUGUCGCUUAAGUCCACGGCCCAAUGCAGCCACCUUUGUUUAUUCAUGCAUCUCCACCGCUCAUCCCUCACAGGCAUAAAUGGAACAUGCAUUAAAGUGUCUCUUGGGAUUGCUCCUCUUUUCUCCCAUACGCAUACGGUGUGUACUGAGAAUAGAGACGAGGGGGUUUUGCAGAAGACGUCGUCCUAAAAGCCAAUCAACCCAUUCGAUGCCAUCUGUCUCCACUUCACAUGCAAAAAAGGCGUGUUUCCAUGUUGAGUGUGCUUUUUGUGCAGUUUCAAUAAGAAAAAACACUUCACAGUAAACAGAAAAAAAAAAACAUUUGCAAUUUCUUGUAUUGCUCCUGCAGCCCGAGAUAUACAUCUAGAUAUUCACAGCUAAUUUUAUUAAAGUUCUUUAUUGAAUUUAUAUUUAAAUUCCACGAAAUUCUAAUCAAAUUUUAACACCUUUCUAGUGGGUAAAGCUGAACUAAUACGAAAAAAUUUGCAAAUAUUGUCGUGACAAUAAAUGUUAGUUUAAAGUGUACUGCACAAAUAGGUUAUCAAAUCACAUGAACAUUUCUUGAUCUCUCAGCUUUUGACCUGUAAAAUUAAAAAAAUGUGUGAACUUCAUCUAAAUUCUCAUUUAAAAUAUGGCUGAAUUGCAGAAGCAGAUUAGGUGCCUGCAGUGAACCACCACAGUAAUUCACAGUGUUGUACAGGUUAUUAUCUCUCUUUGACUUCAGUGCAGUAUUGCCCUGACUACAUAUAGAACUCUGUUAUUGUUUAGUGUCCAUGUGUGUAAACUUUGCUGUCCAGUGAUGUGGCCUCUUGUCCUGUGACGAUCACAGGUUGGAAUCCAGCCCUGCAGCUUCAGUGUGACCCGGUCAAUCACUGUGCCUGCACCAUUUAAUUAGGAACCAUAUUCAAAAUGAAACCAGUUAUUAGAGCCCACCAAAAAACAUUCAACUGUUCUAUUGAACAGGUGUUUUAGCAUGACCGGUUCACUACAAAGGACCUGAACACGCUCGAACGCACAUUCGGAAGCUUCAAACUGUAUUGGCCUGUCAUGGACGCACCUUCAGAUCCAUUGUCCCUGUGGGACUCGCGCUGAGCUGCUCCAAGCCCCCGUGUCACACACACAAACACACACAUCCUCACUUUAUCCAUACAGCAAAGCUCAGCAAUUGGGUCUUAGCCAGACCUUUGAAUUGAAUACCGGCAUAAAGUCAUUCAGUCAGCACAAAACUCCCCAGUUCACAGGCAGCACUCUGUCUCACCACCCCCCAUCCCGGCUCUGAUUUUCAAACCGGGCCCCUGGAGGCUUCUCACACCCUAAGGUAUAAUGCCUCUGAUCCCCUCUUUCCUCCCCCUGUGCUGGGAGAAACAGCAGUUUCGGCCAAAUUGAGAUUAAAUUGAUUCAUCGUCCAGGUCACCUGUCACCUUCACCAGCGAAGUCACUUUACUGUCUGUUUUAGCCUGUUUCAUCCCCCAUUCUCUUGAGCUUACUCAGCUUUGGACAAAGACAGGUUUUGCUGUGGCUGUAUUUUAGCAAAACGCACACACACACAUAAUCACAUAAAAGAUAAAACACAGGAACCUGCAGGAUGUAGGCCGUUGGUCAGAAUCAGGAAUCGCUGAUAGAGUAUGAAGUUAUUUUUCAAAUCUCGUGGUACAGCAGUUGGACUGAGUUUCACCGCCUUGGCGAAGUGGUGGAUAGUUCCAAAGAGUGCAGCACUGUUGAUUGUGUCAAACAGAGUCGAGAUGUGAGGGAAUCUUUGUAUAUGUUCUAAUUGUAAAACUUGUACAUUUUAUUUAUAUUGUUUUUUACACAUAUUACUCAGUAGAGAGCUCUGAAUACAUUGAAAAUGCACUAUAUUUUUAUAUCUUGCUGAUGAAUUAUUGUCACCCACAAGAUUUCAGUUGUACAUAAUUUCUCAUUUAGGACCAAAGACAGUUGAUAGGAUCUCCAUCUUUACUUUGACUUUGUCUAUUUUUUUGCCUUUUAGUUUGUUGUACAGUAAUACAAAUUGUCAAUGUAUUAUUUAUUUUUCUGUGAUGAAAGUAUUGAGAAUAUUCACUGGUCAAAAGUAUUUUCCCCCGACGGAAGAAGAUCAUUUAAUUAGACAAUUUCUUGUUACAUAGACAAUUCUUUUUGCUUUGUAACCUUUGUAAUAGACUGUACAUAUAUUUUUGGAAAUAUAAUACAAUCUCUAUAGAA
Messenger RNA from Pleuronectes platessa (European plaice), 6980 nucleotides. RefSeq names its product eph receptor A7 (gene epha7). Gene Ontology annotation, cellular component: plasma membrane; neuron projection. The record is from RefSeq and is a predicted model, not a curated record. Gene Ontology annotation, biological process: protein phosphorylation; axon guidance; cell surface receptor protein tyrosine kinase signaling pathway. The transcript is spliced from 17 exons. NCBI's taxonomy places the organism in Eukaryota, Metazoa, Chordata, Actinopteri, Pleuronectiformes, Pleuronectidae. Gene Ontology annotation, molecular function: ATP binding; protein binding; transmembrane-ephrin receptor activity. Bases 100 to 3144 code for a protein of 1014 amino acids.